Molecule: messenger RNA, 1847 nt
Organism: Amyelois transitella
Lineage: Eukaryota; Metazoa; Arthropoda; Insecta; Lepidoptera; Pyralidae
Exons: 3
Coding region: 408-1847 (479 amino acids)
Source: RefSeq, a predicted model, not a curated record
GAUUGCAUAUAAAUAUUUGUCCUAAUAUAGUUACGCAUCGUAGUUUUACGCAGAAACAUCAAUACGCAUUGUAAUCAUUAGGCAUAAUUUUUAAAGCAUAAAUACAAAAAGCACAAAUACAAAAACCAUAUCCAUUGAAACUUCUAAUAUCAAGUAACAUAAAUAGUUAAAAGCAUAAUAAUAAAUAAGCAUCAUUCCAAAAUCCAUAAAAGUAUUAUCCUUGUUAUAAAUAAUGCGCAAUGCAUAAAAUGACACAUUGAAAAGUUGCUAUUAAACAGGUGCUAGGCGUUAUUAUAUGUGGGUAAAAUGCAAUUAUUUUUUAUUAAUAAUGAAUGAAACAGUGUUGUCAAUUGUAGUAUAGACAAGUGUUAUUAAUUGUUGUGUAUGACUAAAAAAAUUGUUUAAAAAUGGAAAAUCAAGUGCGUAUAUUGAGGACAAACAAAGGAGGUUUCAAAUUAAACCACAAUGGUUUCAUAUACGAAAAAAACCGGGAGGAAAACAAUAAAUUCUACUGGGUGUGUGAACUACGCCGCAACGAUAAUUACAAGUGCAACGUUCGACUCCUAACCAAAUUAAAUGAUGCACAAAAUCAUGAAAUCAUAUCCAAACAGAUAAAAACCCACAAUCACGAGCCUGAUGCACUAAGAGAAAAGGUUCAAUGCGCCCGUAACAAAAUUAAAGAAAACGCAUUAUUAAAUCCUGAUAAGAAGCCAAUACAUAUUAUAUCCGAAUGCGAAUCUAUGACCACUCCAUUAGUGUUGGCUAAUCUACCAAAUAAAGUUAAUUUAAAACAAACAAUAUACAGACAGAGAAAACGAACAGUUUCGAUAACCGAACCAACAGAUAUACACUUUGAAUUAAAUAAAGAAUACUGUAUUCCAGAAACCGCAGAAGAUCAUAAUAUCCCUAACAAUAUAAUAAUAAUAGAUAAAAAGUAUGAUAAUGAUAGAAGAAUAAUAAUAUUCACAUCAAAGAAACUAAUUACGUUGUUAUGCAAGUCUAAGUACAUAAUUAUGGAUGGAACAUUUAAGGUAGUACCGAAGAUAUUCCAACAACUAUAUACCAUACACGGGUGUAUAUUUUCAGAAACAUUUCCUUGUGUAUUCGCAUUAUGUACCAACAAGGACAAAAAUACAUAUAGCAUAUUAUUUACAUUACUUGUAGAAUACUGCGAGAAAAACAAUUUACUACUAUCACCAAAAUACAUUAUGAUGGACUUCGAAAAAACUGCACAUACGUGUGCCAGACAAGUUUUCGAAAAUACUACGAUAAAAGGAUGUAACUUUCAUCUUGGUCAAAUAAUUUAUCGCAAAAUACAAAAGAAUGGUCUUCAAAAACUAUAUGGAAACAAUGAAUCAUUUGCAUUGGAAAUUAAAUGUUUGUAUGCUUUGGCAUUUUUGGAAGAGUCAGAUAUACCAAUAUACUUUGACGAAUGGAAAAUAACAAAAACAUCACCAACAGAACCAAUAGCGACGUGGUUUGAACAAUAUUAUGUGUGGGGUACUUCAACUUCUCCGCCACAAUUUCCACCGGCAAUAUGGAGUACACACCAACUAACCCAAGAAGAUAUACCCAGGACACAAAAUCACGCCGAAGCAUGGCAUAACCGAUUCGCACAUUUCAAACACCAUCCCCAGUUUUAUUAUUUAGCAAGAAAGAUUACCCAAGAGAUAACACACCAAAUCACAGAAAUUGAAAAGAGGCAACUCGGAAUAGCACCACCUAAAAAAAAGAAGAAAUACAGCGAUAAACUGAAGCGUAUUGACAUAAUUAUUAGUCAGAAAAAUGAUUAUACAAGUAAAAUUGAUUUCCUAAAAGCCAUAGCCAGUAAUCUAAACCUCAAAUGA